AUGUUUGGCAAAGUCCUCAGGCAUGUCGCAGAGAACGAACCAAUCCGUCUCGUUGUUCUAGCGUCCCAACUAUCACAGUAUGAGGGCGUCCCUCGGGGCAGGAAAUUCGAGCCAGAAUCCAACCUAACCCGCUUCGAUGAACUCUGCAAGCAUAUAUCCACGAUCUACAGCCCUGGCGCUCGAGUCGAUGUGGUCAUGGACGGGCUCAUUCACAACGAUCUCUUCGGAGUCGGAGACGUCGAAGAGUGGGAAUCUAUCAAGGCAAUGGAGGAAGCUGCGGCUAAGAGACACUCUGGGACUCUCAACAUUCUCCCAAUCUGGAACUUAUUGGAGGACGAGCACGACGAUAUCCCGCUGCCUCUGGAAGAGGCUAGGUUCUAUUUCUUGCACCAUGCACAGCUGCUAAAAGACCACCUGAUAUCAAGGUUCGGCAAUCCCAACAACGAUUCUAUCACGAUUCCUCCAACAUUCAAGGCAAUAUACGUCAGCGAACAGUAUUCCAAAUUGUGUGGUGGAGAGAACAAGAACACUGCGGCCAAGGUCGCCCUACAUGUAGAUACAUGA
This is a messenger RNA of Cladophialophora psammophila CBS 110553, 564 nucleotides long. RefSeq lists its product as uncharacterized. NCBI's taxonomy places the organism in Eukaryota, Fungi, Ascomycota, Eurotiomycetes, Chaetothyriales, Herpotrichiellaceae. The record is from RefSeq and is a predicted model, not a curated record. The transcript has 2 exons. The coding region runs from base 1 to 564 and encodes 187 amino acids.